Messenger RNA from Exophiala dermatitidis NIH/UT8656, 3573 nucleotides. RefSeq names its product DNA replication ATP-dependent helicase Dna2. The transcript has 2 exons. Gene Ontology annotation, molecular function: 5'-flap endonuclease activity; single-stranded DNA helicase activity. The record is from RefSeq and is a predicted model, not a curated record. Gene Ontology annotation, biological process: replication fork reversal. NCBI's taxonomy places the organism in Eukaryota, Fungi, Ascomycota, Eurotiomycetes, Chaetothyriales, Herpotrichiellaceae. The coding region runs from base 1 to 3573 and encodes 1190 amino acids. Gene Ontology annotation, cellular component: cytoplasm.
AUGAUCGUCGAUGUCAUUGAGAGUGAGUUCGAGUAUAAGCCUGGACGUAAACGGCCCGAAAAAAUGCUCUCCGUCAAAGACGAAAAGACUGGCAUGCUGUACAUUGUGCUAUUACGCGAGUCGUGGUAUGAUACCAGAUGCACAAAAGGGUCUUACAUUCAUAUCAUUGGAAAGUUUGACCGCAGGGGUCAGUGUAUCAUCAACGACGCCAAUAACAUGAUCAUCCUCCAUCCCGACCAUUUGAUAUCUUCAACAGUGGUUGGUGAUGCUUUUAUGUGUAUGCGACGGGCUGUCCUUCAAGACCGAAUUAAGACCACAAGUGUGGCGACCCAGCCUCAGGUAUAUGGAUACAUCCUACAUGAAGUCUUUGGUCAGGCAUUACGACUCAACAAGUGGGAUACCCAGACGUUCAAAGACAUCAUCGACAAGAUCCUUCCCUCCUACAUCGAACCUCUUUAUGAGAUUGGAGUCCAAGUACAAGAUGCCAAAGAGUAUGUUCUGGGGAAAGCGCCCGAACUGAUGGCAUGGGCUAGUGUCUUUGUUGGCGACGAGUUGUCCCCAGACGCUGUCAUUCGUGACCGGAACGGUCUCCUCGUCCCUACCACGAUCAAUAAGCUUCUGGAAAUUGAAGAACACAUAUGGUCUCCUAUGUAUGGUCUCAAAGGGAACAUUGACGCCACAGUCCAAGCUCAGAUGAAACUACCCCAUGAACAAUCUGCCAGGACACUGCUAGUACCUUUCGAGCUGAAGACUGGCAAGAGGGACAAUGUCGAGCAGCAUCGGGUACAAACAGCGCUCUACACCCUGCUGCUGUCCGAUCGAUAUGAUAUUAAUGUGACUUGCGGUGUCCUCUACUACAUGGAAACCUCCAAGACCUUUCGCGUGGAAGGCGUCAGAAACGAAAUACGACACAUGAUCAUCGAGCGGAACGAGCUAGCCUGCUAUGUCCACGACAAACUCGCUUUGCCCCCAAUGAAGAAAAAGGAGCACCUGUGCAAGAGUUGCUAUAUCAAAGCUUCUUGCUUCAUCUAUCACAAAUUGUCGGAAAACGGCGAUGGAGAAACCAGCGGCCUGGGAGAAAAAUUCAACGAAGUGGUCGAUCAUCUCUCCCCUGAGCACCAGGCUUUCUUCAAGAAGUGGGACGACCUGCUGACUCAAGAAGAACGCGACACAAUGAAAUUCCGCCGCGAGUUAUGGACUAUGCUGAGCUCUGAGCGCGAAGCAGUUGGCCGGUGCUUUUCCGAAGUCAUAAUACAGCCAGGAUCUGCUCGUGAGAACCCCUCAACUUCGAAGAUCAACCGGUAUGAAUACACCUUUGUGAAGCACCAACCUCGGCCUGGCUUCUCGUUUGCAGAGUCUCAGAUCACCACUGGGGAGCCGAUUGUGAUUUCGGACGAAAAGGGCCAUUUCAACUUUGCAGCAGGCUUCGUCACCAACGUUCGGCCUACAUAUAUUGUAGUAGCGGUCGACCGAAAGCUGCAACGGGCGCGACGGAAGUUGGCUGACUUCGACUCCUCUAACCGACAAAUAUUCUCGGGCGUUAUAGAGGAACAUGACCGGACUAGAUCUGCAUCAGGGGUUGACGAAGGUCCAAUCCUGUACCGCAUCGACAAGGAUGAGUUUGCAAACGGGAUGGCAACGGCACGAAACAAUGUGAUCCGCAUGAUGGAGAAAGACCUCUGGCGAGCACGAGAGCUUCGGCAGUUGAUCAUUGAAAACAAACCACCAGAUUUCAAGGUCACGUCCACGGGAUACAGCUUAUCCGGACCAGCUUCACAACAAAGUCUCAAUAUCGACCAACAGAAGGCCAUUGAGAAAGUCAUGAGUGCAAGAGACUAUGCGCUUGUCCUGGGGAUGCCUGGAACUGGCAAGACCACAACAAUAGCACAUAUCAUCCGUGCCCUGGUGUCUCAGGGCAAGUCAGUCCUGUUGGCUUCCUACACUCAUACAGCAGUGGACAACAUUCUUCUGAAGAUCAAAGAGGACCAUAUCCCGAUUUUGCGGAUUGGCGCCGUCAACAAAGUACAUCCGGACAUCCAAUCUUUCGCCGAUGUCUCGGGCGUUCCCAAACGCACUAUCGAGGAAUUGCACGCCUCAUGGCACGGAAGUAAAGUCGUGGCCACGACAUGUCUAGGUGUCAACCAUGGGAUUUUCAACGCACGGACUUUCGACUAUUGCAUUGUCGACGAAGCGUCUCAAAUCACGCUGCCGGUAUGUCUGGGGCCGAUCCGCAUGGCGCGCACUUUUGUCCUGGUGGGCGAUCACUAUCAGCUGCCGCCGCUGGUUCAGAACAAGCAGGCUCAAGAAGGCGGGCUGGACGUCAGCCUGUUCAAGCUGCUGUCCGAUGCACAGCCGGACUCUGUGGUGAAUCUUGAACACCAGUAUCGAAUGGCCGAGGACAUCAUGCUUUUGUCCAAAGAGUUGGUGUAUUCAGGCCGGAUCAAAUGCGGCAACGAGGCCGUGGCGAACCGAAUGCUUCAUAUUCCGGACUUGGAGGGCGGACUCGCAGGACAUCACUUCAUGGCAUCGUCGCUGCCCAAUAGUAGGCCGGGCGCCAGCAGUACUGGUACUCAAGUUCAGACGAUUUGUGCCUCCAAGUCCUCGUGCUGGCUACGACGAGCCAUCUCGCCCACGUCUCGGUGUCUGUUCCUCAACACCGACACCAUGUCCACAGACAACAACGCGCUGGCGGCUUUCGAAACCAGCGCAGGCGCACGAACCACCAAUACCGUCGAGUCAUAUCUAGCCGCACAGCUCGUGGCCACCUUGAUCCAUUCGGGCGUGCCGCCGCGCUCGAUCGGCGUCAUCACCUUCUACCGCUCCCAGCUGGCCCUGCUCAAGUCCGACGUCAAGUCUCUGGUUAGAUCUGCCGCCGUUGCCGCUGAUGUCGAAAUGCACACGGCGGAUAAAUACCAGGGCCGCGACAAGGAAGUCGUCAUCCUAAGUUGUGUCCGCAGCAACGCCAACAAACACGUUGGCGACCUUUUGAAAGAUUGGCGCCGAGUCAAUGUCGCCGUCACCCGUGCCCGCAGCAAACUCUUGAUCCUGGGCAGCAAGUCCACCCUGCAGGGCAGCGGCGUGCCGAUUUUAGAGGGUAUCACGCGCAUCAUGGACCAGAAGGGCUGGGUUCUUGAUCUUCCCAUGGGCGCUAGCGAUGCCCAUCUCUUUGAGACUGGGUCCCAACUCACCACCGCUGCGACAAACGGCGCUGUCCCGUCGCAGAAAAGUGGUUCCGGUUCUACUGCAGAUCGCAGGAGCAAAAGCAAAAGUCCCCAGAAAAGAAAACAAAAUCAAACCAAAACGCCUCUUCGGACUCCGAACAAGGUCGUUCGUGGCUCCGCCCUCGUCGGCGACGUUCACAGUUUCUUGGAUAAGAGACCCGUCCUGAGAGAUGUGGUCAAUGACUCCGUCGGCGCCGCCGCUUUUGAUGGUGGCCUUGUUGGAAAGGAGAAUCGAACCACCCUAAGCAAUGAUGUGACGACUACGGAUAAUGGCGCUUUUGUCGAUCUGACUGAUGAUAUGGACGUGGAUAUGGAUGCCGAUUUCGAUCCGGCGGAUUUUGGAGUCUUCUGA